AUGCGCGCGGCGAAGGCCAUUUUGGCCGCGGGCCCGCCCGCGCCGCCAAGCAGCGACGGAGGGGACGACUCGACUGGCGAUGUUGCGGGGGCCGCAGUGGUGAGUGCUGCUGCGGCGUCUGCCUGUGCUACCGCUGCAACGCCUGACAAGACCUCGUCGGGGUACGAGCCUGGGGGCCCCGAAGACAAGUUGUUUCGGUAUUGUGCCGCGAAGUGGAGCAGCGGCCUCUGGAAUUCGAAAGAUUUGGCGACCCUGUCCCAACUUGUAGGUGAUGCUGGAGGUCGAGGGCUGGAAAAAUUCGCCGUGCCCCUCGGAUCCCGCGGGUCAAACCACAGCCGUAAGAUUCAGACGGCGCUCGGGGUUAGGGACCUAAGCGACGUCUUGUAUUAUGCGGACGUCCCCGUCUACAACGCUGAUAAGAAUGUGCGUGAGUCUAUGCGGAUGCCCAUUCGCCUCCCCGUUGAGUUGUUGUACUUUUGCUGGAAAGAGACGCCUCAGGAAUUAGACCUAGGGGCGUUGGACCCAGAGGACUACCGCACCUCCCAGUACACGUCGCACCCUAUCGUUCGUGCCCAGGCGGACGGCUCAGUCGUCCCCGUCGGCCUCUACACAGACAAAGUAGCA
Messenger RNA from Prorocentrum cordatum, 624 nucleotides. NCBI's taxonomy places the organism in Eukaryota, Dinophyceae, Prorocentrales, Prorocentraceae. The record is from the annotation of a GenBank genome assembly.